GUAGAAGAAGAGGGACACCGUUUUGUUCAGUUAAACAUGGCACCCUCCUUUAUGAGCUGCCCGGGCAGUUGAUCUUAGGAAGGAAUUUAAAGCUAUUACCUGAAUAGGGUUGUCACGCUAGCGCGUGUGAUUGUUGUCUAAACGAUGAACUAAAGAGUCCGUUUAACGGUAAUCAGCUACGACAUGUCUUGUGGUAUAAUGUAAUAACAGUUCACUUUGUUGGCGUUGCGGUUAGCAUGGGUAUAGCGCGCUAACUAGUUUCCUGGGAGAUCAAAGUACUGUUGAUUAAAUUAUAACGUGAUAACAAAGGGCCUCGAUUUCAAGGAUAUUUGAAGACCAUGUUAUCUACAAAGUAAGGGAAGUAGAGAAACAUCAUGGACUUUUCCGAGCAGGGGGAAACCGAAAUCCCCCAAGUCAUCGACAUGACCACCAGUGAAAAGGUGGUGGAGCUCCUGAAUCAGGCUGCUCUAACAUCCACAGAUGAAAAGCUAAUAAUGCUCAAACAGGUCCAGGAGCUUAUCAUCAACAAGGACCCCUCCCUUCUUGACAAUUUUCUGGAUGAGAUGAUCGCUUUCCAGGCUGACAAGUCUGUCGAAGUGAGGAAGUUUGUCAUUGGCUUCAUAGAGGAAGCAUGUAAAAGUGACAAUGAGCUUCUUCUCAGACUGGUCGCCAACCUGAACAUGUUGCUGAAGGAUGAAAGUGUGAAUGUGGUAAAGAAAGCCAUCCUCACAUUCACCCAGCUGUACAAAGCUACUCUGCAGUGGUUGGUGCGCUCCAAAGCAGUGUCGGACAUGCAGGAUGCAUGCUGGGAAUUGGUCACGCAGAUGAAGAGGGAUGUUCUGGCCUUGCUGGACUCUGAAAAUGAUGGUGUGCGCACUCAUGCUAUCAAGUUCACAGAAUCACUAAUUAUCACUUUGUCACCGCGGACAUCCGACUCCGACGUCCCCAAACGACAGGAGGGUGACAUCAGCCUGGACAAAGUUCCCAGAGAUCAUUGUUACAUUCGAUAUGAUGUUCUGUGUGAGGAGGGAAAGACGGCACUGGAGAAGCUGCUGAAGUUCAUGGUCCACCCGGCCAUUUCCAGCAUCAAUCUCACCACAGCGCUGGGCUCCCUGGCUACUAUAGCCCGUCAGAGGCCAAUGUUCAUGUCAGAGGUGGUGCAGGCAUAUGAGACGCUGCAUGCCAACCUGCCGCCCACUCUGGCUAAGUCUCAGGUCAGCAGUGUGCGGAAGAAUCUCAAGCUGCACCUGGUGGCGGUCCUCAAGCAUCCCUGCAGCCUGGAGUUCCAGGGUCAAAUCAGCACUCUGCUGCUGGACCUGGGAAUGCCCCAGAGCGAAAUCACCCGCUCCACACCUGCACCACGAGAGCAGCGGAAACGACCACGCCAUGACCAGUACGCAGAGGGAAAGAAGGUCAAGAUGGAGCCAGCCCUGAUUGAAGAUGACGAGGACAAGGAGGAGCCAGCUCCUCUGUCGGUCCCUAAACCAGCUGCUGUUCCAGUCGUACAGUCUGCCAUUGAUCUCACAGCUGAGUUCCUGCGCCCUCUGCUUACCUCUGAGAAUGUGGCCAACCUGGUGCUCAUCAGCAUGGUGUAUCUGCCUGACAUCAUGCCAGCAUCCUUCCAGGCCACAUACACACCUGUUGAGUCAGCAGGCACAGAUGCCCAGAUUAAGCACCUGGCCAGGCUGAUGGCCACGCAGAUGACUUCAGCUGGGAUCGGUCCAGGACUUGAGCAGUGCAAAGCCCGAGAGGAUGAUGCAGGCAAAGAGGAAGGCAACGAGGACGAUUCUGGUGCCAAAGACCUGCUCAUCAAGCGCAAAGUCCCAGCUGUGAUGGUGGGCCAGGCCAUCUCUGUGGUGGGAGGUUACUCGGACAAGGCUCCAAUCACUGAGGCUGAGGGCCGCGCCACAGUUAAGAGGCUUCCUGAACCCAUCCUUCCUACUGCACAAGCCAAGAUGGCAGGGGCCAGUGGGAGAAAAAAAGUGUUCCGCUUGGCAGAUGUUGUCCAGCCCUUAUCAGAUUCCCAAAUGGAAAAGUUAACAUCCAGAGCAGUCAGACGCAUCCUGCACUCAGAGAAGGCAAUCGCUCAAAGUGGCAUGUCCCAUGUCCGAGUCAAGCUCCUCUCCAGGCUUGUGACGCAGUUUGAAGGGAUGAUGAAAGAAGACGUGCUGGACUUUAUCCUGGAGGACAUCAGGACAAGGAGUGACCUGGCCUUUUCUCUCCUCUUCCAAGAGUACAACACGUACCUCAGCCAGCUGCCCGCUGGGCUGCUGGACAGCUACGACCACUGUCUCUACACUCUGCUGUCGGGCCUGCAGGAGAAACCUGAACAGAGGGACGGACUUUUUACCAAACUGGUCCUGGAGGCUCCCAUUAUAACAGAAUCAGCGUUGGAAGUAAUACGGCGUUACUGUGAGGACGAGUCUCGGGUGUAUUUGGGCAUGACGACUCUGAAGGAGCUCAUCGUCAAACGGCCUUCGAGGCAGUUCCAGUAUCUGCAUGUUCUGUUGGAUCUCAGCUCACAUGAAAAAGAGAAGGUGCGGACCACUGCCUUGGCUUUUCUAAAGCGUAUGUAUGAGAAAGACCAGCUCAGAGACUACAUUGAGAAGUUUGCACUGAACUACAUGCAGCUUCUGGUCCACCCCAACCCUCCCUCUCUUCUGUUUGGAGCUGACAAGGAUACAGAAGUGGCCGCCCCCUGGACUGAAGAGACUGUCAGACAGUGUCUGUUCCUCUACCUGUCCCUACUGCCACUGAACCACCGGCUGGUCCACGAGCUGGCUUCUGUCUACACCGAGGCCAUCGCCGACAUCAAGCGCAGCGUGCUCCGAGCAAUAGAACAGCCUAUCCGUGGAAUGGGAAUGAACUCUCCUGAGCUGCUGCUUCUGGUGGAAAACUGUCCGAAAGGAGCAGAAACUCUAGUGACUCGCUGUCUGCACAUUCUGACAGAUAAAGUGCCUCCGUCCCCAGAGCUGGUGGAGAGAGUGCGAGACCUGUACCACAAACGAGUACCAGAUGUUCGCUUCCUGAUCCCGGUCAUUAAUGGCCUAGAAAAGAAUGAAGUCAUCCUGGCGCUUCCCAAGCUGAUCAAACUCAACCCCAUUGUGGUAAAGGAGGUGUUCAACCGUCUGCUGGGAACCCAGCACAGUGAGGGGAGCUCAUCUGUUUCCCCUCUCACCCCAGGAGACCUGCUCAUUGCCCUACACAACAUAGACUCAACCAAAUGUGAUAUGAAGUCUAUCAUAAAAGCGACCAACCUGUGCUUUGGGGAGAAGAACGUGUACACAUCUGAGGUUUUGGCGGUGGUGAUGCAGCAGCUGAUGGAGCAGAGUCCCCUCCCCAUGCUGCUUAUGCGCACUGUCAUCCAGUCCCUCACCAUGUAUCCCCGACUGGGCGGUUUUGUCAUGAACAUUCUGUCCCGCCUCAUCACAAAGCAGGUGUGGAAGUACCCUAAGGUGUGGGAGGGCUUUGUGAAGUGUUGCCAGAGGACGAAGCCUCAGUCAUACAGCGUGCUCUUACAGCUGCCGCCUGCUCAACUGGCAAGUGUGUUUGAUCGCUGUCCAGAGAUGAGAGAGCCUCUUCUGCUGCAUGUGCACUCCUUCACCCCUCAUCAGCAAGCUCACAUACCUGCUUCCAUCAUGGCAGUCCUGGAAACAAACAACAAAACAGAACCUAAGCCUGUACAGCCUAUUGUGGAAAGAGAGAUUGAACCAGUUGUUGCUCCAGCUGCCUCUGUUCCAAAAGAGACUCCCACUGUGGCAGUGAAAGAGCCAGUCCAGCAGGAGCCAACUGCCACACAAGACGAAGAGCCAAUGGAGCAAGAGGAGUCGAAUCCAGUGAUACAGGAGGAAAGUCUCAGUUCAGUUUCCCAGGUGGAGUUGGCAGGAAUUAGUGAAACCCCAUCAUCUCAGCCAGAACCAGCUGAGGAGCCAAUGGAGACAUCUCAGUUAGAACCUUCAGACAUACAGGAGCCAGAACCUUCAGACAUACAGGAGCCAGAACCUUCAGACAUACAGGAGCCAGAACCUUCAGACCUACAGGAGCCAGAACCUUCAGACCUACAGGAGCCAGAACCUUCAGACCUACAGGAGCCAGAACCUUCAGACCUACAGGAGCCAGAAAAAGAUGUUGACGCUGAGGUUGCAGGGCCUGAGGCUGGAAGUGGCAGCGAGGAUAUAGAAUGAAUGCAUUCAAGACAUAUACACUCAAAAUAAAUGAACAUCUCUUUUUUUGCUAAACAGCCUGUAGGUGUUUCAGAAUUUCUUGUUAAGAAAACGCUUCCUUUUUGUAUUUGUAGUAGACUGAUUUUGAGGGAAAUAAAUACUAGGUACAUUUGUGUAUGAAA
Messenger RNA from Monopterus albus (swamp eel), 4345 nucleotides. It is a transcript of the gene sympk, whose product is annotated as symplekin. Lineage: Eukaryota; Metazoa; Chordata; Actinopteri; Synbranchiformes; Synbranchidae. The coding region runs from base 375 to 4184 and encodes 1269 amino acids. The record is from RefSeq and is a predicted model, not a curated record. The transcript is spliced from 28 exons. Gene Ontology annotation, cellular component: mRNA cleavage and polyadenylation specificity factor complex.